CGUUGGCUCAAACGCCUGGCGCCAAGGGGAGAGGGAUGGAGGCGCUCCUCUCACAGGCCGAGCGGCUGCCGGGCCUUUUGGAGGCCUCUCGUUCGCCGGCGGUGCGGAACUGGGACCCGGCGACCGUGAGGCGAGCGCUGGGCUGGACCCGCGCCUUCCGGGAGGCCGCGGAACGAGGCCAAAGGCGGCGGGGCCUGCAAGGAGGGCUAGGCCUCUUGGGCCGCGGCCCGGCGCUGCUCUGCUUGGCGCUGCUGGAGAACCGGGCGCUCCCCGCCCCCUCCCGCGAGCGCCUCUUGCGCAGCCUCUUGCUCCCUUCCGGCGGGGCCGAGGAGCUGCUCCUGCCCGUCUCGGCCCGGCGCAAGGCCGCCACGCAGCUCCUCCCCGCCCACGAAGGCUCAGCAGACAGGGCCAGGGCCCAGCUGCUCUUAUCGCGCCUGAGGGAGGAGGAGGGAAGCGGCCUCGCCUUCCUGGAAAGGCUGCCCUGCGGCCCCACGCUGUACAAGGCCGUGGCCGCGGCCCUGCUGGAGCCCGGCGGGGAAAGCCAAGCCCGGGAGGCGCUGCUCCCUUGGCUGCUCCAGCGGGGAGGCGGGGCUCGCCUGGAGGCCUUCUGCCGCCUCUUGCCGGGCUCUCGCCUGGCCUCGCUUUGCGCCCGCCAUCCGCCAUUGCUCGGCCCUUACUUCAGCCUCUUGGCCUCCAGGGGAGGACGCCUCGCCUACGACCCCCUCCGCGGGGAAUGGAGCAGCAGCAGCAGAGGAGGCGGCGGCCCAGAAGUCACGUGGGAUGAAUUAAGGGAGCGCAUCCGCCUCCUCUCCUGGGAAUCGGAGCCCCUCGCCAGCGCUGUUCGGGACCACUUAAGGAAGCUCAAAGGCCAAGAUGGGGGCUUCGAAGUUCAGGGGCUGAGCGUUUGGACAGACCUCUUACUAGAUUUGGAGAAGACUGGCGUGGAGGAGAAGCCCGGAAGAGAUCACUCCCAAUUGGUUAUGGAAACCUAGAACUAGGACACUACUAUAUAAUAAUAGUUUCAUAAUGCAGUAGAACUGCAUGAUAUGACAGUGAGGAUGGGGCCUUGUGCAUCUUCCAUUAUUUCGAAUGACACUCUUGUAGUAUAUAGCUCUGGGUGCAUCUAUCCCAAGCCUGGGCAAACUUCAAUCCUCCAGCUGUUUUGAACUACAACUCCCAC
Messenger RNA from Anolis sagrei ordinatus, 1180 nucleotides. It is a transcript of the gene FANCF, whose product is annotated as FA complementation group F. NCBI's taxonomy places the organism in Eukaryota, Metazoa, Chordata, Lepidosauria, Squamata, Anolidae. Gene Ontology annotation, biological process: interstrand cross-link repair. The record is from RefSeq and is a predicted model, not a curated record. Gene Ontology annotation, cellular component: Fanconi anaemia nuclear complex.